AUGCGCGCAGUCACUCGGCUAUGGCCACGUCUCAUCUCGAGGCCUAUAAUCAGUCAACCGGCAAGAUGGGCCUCUGCAAGAUCACAAUGGCUGUCCACCACCGCAUUCCGUCAAUGUUCGUGCGCUGACGCUGCCAACGGCCGACCCAACGCUCAAGCUCCCUCAAUUCCACCGAAUGACCACCGAGCUCUAGGCACAAGCCAGGAGCUCUUCACCUCGUCGAACUACAGCCCCGGCUCGCCUCUCUUCCUCCCAAAUGGCACCCACGUCAUUAACAAGCUCAUCUCCUUCCUCCGCACGCAGUACCUCCAAUACGGCUUCCGCGAAGUCCUGACUCCGACAAUCUACAAACGCUCCCUGUGGGAAGUCUCCGGCCACUGGCAGAACUACAAGGAUGAUAUGUACGAGGUGACUGGUCGUGGUGCGACCGGCGAGACGGAGGGUGAACUCGGUGAGGAUGAGUCGUACGGCUUGAAGCCCAUGAACUGCCCUGGCCAUUGCCUACUGUUCAAGUCGCAGAACCACUCCUACCGCGAGCUUCCUGUCCGCUAUGCGGAUUUUAGCCCGCUGCAUCGGAAUGAAAUCUCGGGCUCGUUGACGGGUCUCACGCGAGUGCGACGCUUCCACCAGGACGAUGGCCACAUUUUCUGCCGGCCAUCACAGAUCAAGUCGGAGAUUGCGUCCGCGCUGGGAUUCGUGGAUAUGGCUAUGACCACAUUCGGACUUGGGCCGUACCGAUUGGUGCUGUCUACGCGACCGGAGACAGAUUAUAUUGGGACACUGGAGAUGUGGGAGAAUGCAGAAAGCCAAUUGCGCGAGGCCUUGGAUAGCACUGGGCGUGAAUGGGCAUUGAAUGAGGGUGACGGUGCAUUCUACGGACCCAAGAUUGAUAUCCAGCUCCAGGAUCAGGCGGGCAAGUAUCAUCAGUUGUCUACCAUCCAGCUAGACAUGAAUCUGCCCCAGCGAUUUGGACUGGAGUAUCAGGUUGCAGAAGGCGAGGAGGAUUAUAACCCAGCGACGCCUGGAUUCGCCACUCCUGUUCUCGUGCAUCGCGCUAUCUUUGGCUCCCUCGAAAGAUUCCUGGCCCUGCUUAUCGAACAUCACGGUGGCCAUUGGCCGUUCUGGCUGUCACCUCGCCAGGGUAUCAUCCUCACGGUCAACCAGGAUGACGCCGUAGUUCGUCAGGCACAGGACGCUGCGGCUCGGUUCUCCGGGUUCAAGGUUCUCCAAAGCGAGGGAACUGCUACACCACCUCGCCCUCUUUCCUCGGUCGAUUCCACAUUCCUGAUUGAUGUCGACACCAGCGCACAGACUCUCAGCAAGAAGAUCCAGCGAGCCAAGCAGAUGAAGUACAAUAUGAUCUUUAUCCUCGGCUCGCGCGAUGUUGCUGAAGGCGGCAUCACCCUGGAUGUCACUGGGCAGAUGCAGAGCAAGACCGACCCCGAAGCUCAGCAAUUCCAGUCAUUGAUCAAGUCUCACUUGGGAGAGGAGGCGCUGAAGAACCCCCGUGCGGUGAAACUCAAGCUGGAUGAAGUGCAUCCAUUGCUGGUGCAGUUUGAGAGAAACUUCCUGUGA
Molecule: messenger RNA, 1575 nt
Organism: Penicillium cataractarum
Lineage: Eukaryota; Fungi; Ascomycota; Eurotiomycetes; Eurotiales; Aspergillaceae
Product: threonine--tRNA ligase MST1
Exons: 1
Coding region: 1-1575 (524 amino acids)
Biological process (GO): threonyl-tRNA aminoacylation
Cellular component (GO): cytoplasm
Molecular function (GO): threonine-tRNA ligase activity; ATP binding
Source: RefSeq, a predicted model, not a curated record